UUUGUAGGGUGAGGUGUAGGUGUGUUUGUGAGUGUGUAUGUGUGUGUUUGUGUGUAUGCGUGAGUGUGUGUGUGAGAGAGAGAGAAAGAGAGAGAGAGAGAGAGGAAGAGAGAGUGUGCGUGAGAUUGAGACAGACACAGACACUGCAUUGCUGCUGAUUCAGGAGUCUCUCCAGCAAAAACAUAACCACCAAGAUGCUGCUCUGCCUCGGACUGCCUGAUCCAUUUCUCCAUCAAAACAGCAGCAGGUGGAGGUCACAGAGGGGGAUUUGAGACCCUUCCUGCCGCCUGCGUGUUGCAUCCUCCCGCCUCCCGCAAAACCAGGAAUUCUUCUUCUUAUAUGUUGGCACUUGGCCUCUUUCCCCCGCAUCCUUUCUUUCCUUGGGUUUUGCCUCGGAUGGUUUUAAAGGAGACUUGCUUGCACCAAAACCUGCCUGAUUUGCUGUUCUGGACAAUAUUAUUCUCCCUAUUUUGCUCCAAUCCAGCCUCCAGAGCAGGAAGUCAAGAGGAUCCAGGUUCCAUGAGUCUCCCCCUUGAGAAAGUGUGAGCAGCAGAAAUUGACUCAAGCAGCUAUUUGGAUUUGGUGCAUUAUUUAAGGUGUUGUUGGGUUUUUUUUGUUUUGUUUCUUCCUCCCCUGGCGGCUGCUUCUCCUCCUCCUCCCUCUCUCUUUUUUUCACCUUUUUGAGAAUUUUCAAACUGAGUUACAUGCAUGUCCAGUGGGGGAAGGUUUAAUUUUGACGAUGGAGGGUCCUAUUGUGGAGGCUGGGAGGACGGCAAGGCUCACGGCCACGGAAUAUGCACCGGCCCCAAGGGUCAAGGAGAGUAUGCGGGUUCCUGGAGUCACGGCUUUGAAGUGCUGGGGGUCUAUACCUGGCCGAGUGGCAACACCUACCAGGGCACCUGGGCCCAAGGAAAGCGCCACGGCAUUGGUGUGGAGAGCAAAGGGAAGUGGGUGUACAAAGGCGAAUGGACUCAUGGAUUUAAGGGACGCUACGGAGUACGUGAAUGCACAGGCAAUGGGGCCAAAUAUGAAGGCACCUGGAGCAAUGGUCUUCAGGAUGGUUAUGGGACAGAGACCUACUCGGAUGGAGGGACAUACCAAGGCCAGUGGCUUGGAGGGAUGCGCCAGGGAUAUGGUGUCCGGCAGAGCGUACCGUAUGGCAUGGCUGCGGUUAUCCGAUCCCCACUAAGGACGUCCAUCAAUUCUCUGCGCAGCGAACACACCAAUGGCACAGCGCUGCACCCAGAUUCUUCGCCUGCCCUGGCCGGAAGCCCUGCCGUCUCCCGGGGCGGCUUCGUCCUGAUGGCUCACAGCGAUGCCGAGAUCCUCAAGAGCAAGAAAAAGGGCAUCUUCCGACGCUCCCUCCUGAGCGGGCUCAAGCUGCGCAAGUCCGAAUCCAAGAGUUCCCUGGCCAGCCAGAGGAGCAAGCAGAGCUCUUUCCGCAGCGAGGCGGGCAUGAGCACGGUCAGCUCCACGGCCAGCGACAUCAACUCCACCAUCAGCCUGGGUGAAGGGGAGGCCGAGCUCUCCGUCAUCGAAGACGACAUCGACGCCACCACCACCGAGAUCUAUGUGGGCGAGUGGAAGAACGACAAGCGGUCGGGCUUCGGGGUCAGCCAGCGCUCCGAUGGGCUCAAGUACGAAGGCGAGUGGGCCAACAACAAGCGCCACGGCUACGGCUGCAUGACCUUCCCAGACGGCACCAAGGAGGAGGGAAAGUACAAGCAGAACAUCCUGGUGAGCGGCAAGCGGAAGAACCUCAUCCCGCUAAGGGCCAGCAAAAUCCGCGAGAAGGUGGACCGAGCCAUCGAGGCAGCCGAACGGGCAGCCACCAUCGCCAAACAGAAAGCGGAGAUUGCGGCUUCCAGGACAUCCCACUCCAGGGCAAAGGCAGACGCAGCUGUGACAGCGGCGCAGAAGGCGCAGGAGGAGGCUCGGAUUGCCAGGAUCACUGCCAAAGAGUUUUCGCCUUCCUUCCAGCACAGGGAGAACGGACUUGAGUGUCAGAGGCCAAAGCGGCAGAAUUCAAGUGACGACAUUGAGGUCCUUUCGACAGGGACGCCGCUCCAGCAAGAAAGCCCAGAGCUCUACAGGAAAGGAACGACGCCUUCGGACCUCACCCCUGACGACAGCCCCCUGCAGAGCUUUCCCGCCAGCCCCUCCUCCACCCCACCUCUGGGUCCCUCCUGUAGAAACAAGAGCGCCCACUUCUCCAGGCAAGUGUGCAUGGACGAAGAGAGGGGCGGGGAGAUCCAAAUGUUGCUGGAGGGACGUGGCAGGGACUAUAUGAGACCCAACAGCUGGGGCGAAGACAAGGAGGGCAGGGCACACGGCGUGAGGGGCGGGGCCUUGCGCAGUGGCCAGCCGGGCUCCUCGGAAGACUAUCGGGGCCGAAGCGGCGGGCACAAGCACGUGGCCUCCAACCACAAACAGCGGGAGAGGUGGACAGACCCCCCGGGCACAGUUUCAUGGACUCACCACCGACCCCACCACCACGGCUCGGGGAGCAACAAGCUCCUUGAGCUGGACGAGGAGAAGCUGAGCAACUACGAGAUGGAGAUGAAGCCUCUCAUGAGGAUGGAUUCUUAUAUGCAAGAAAUACACUCCCAAAAAAGACAUUAUAGCAAAAUGGGCCCCAGCAGGAGCCUCGCGGAGGACCACCACGGGGAAGACCGGGGCUUUGGAGUCCAAAGACUGAGGUCUAAGUCCCAAAACAAGGAGAACUUCAGGCCAGGGCCUUCUACCGAGCCAACAGUGCAGAAACUAGAAAGUCUGAGGUUUGGGGACAAAGGGGAACCCCGGCUAUUGAGGUGGGACUUAACCUGCUCCCCGCCACAGAAAUCCUUACCUGUUGCACUAGAAUCGGAGGAGGAAAAUGGGGAUGAGCUCAAAUCCGGUGCGGGCUCAGCUCCAAUCCUGGUAGUCAUGGUGAUCUUGUUAAACAUUGGAGUCGCCAUUUUGUUUAUUAACUUUUUCAUCUAACUCGAGACUGUCUUGUUUGCAAAAAUUAACAGAUUAAUAAUAAUAAAAAAGGUGUAUGAAUGGGGGAAUGAUGAAGCAAAUGACAAAAACAAAACAAAAAAACCAUGGGAAAGAUGGCAUCUUUUUGAACUGUCCUGCGACAACUUCCAAGUCUUUUCACAGAUGAACAACAAGAUUGAGUAUCACUCACAGUUUGCCUUUUUUUCCUGGGUAAUGUUUUUUGGAUUUUAGCCAAAAUUCUUUGCUUGUAUAACACGUAUGCUGUGUGGCAUGGCAGACUGGUACCAGCACUCCACUCCUCCCCAGCGCUAGGCAGGAUGGGGGCUCCUCAGUGUAAUUACUCAGCAAAUCUUCAUGGAUGGUGGGAAAGGCGUUCAUGUCAGCUGCAUGAUUCUGGGAGGGAGGGUCCUCUCGCUGUUGGAUCAUAGGGGAAAUCCAGAGCUGUGUCCUGGGAUAGCCACGUUGUGUGAAAUGGCUGGCCCAGGUCAGCAUGGUUAUCAGAUUAUGUGCUCGUCACUCAAUAAAAGUCCAAACUCCAGGAUCUGCAUGUAUUGGGAAGUUGAGAGGAAACACCUAAGUAAUUUUUGCCACUUAGCAAAAAGUUAUUAACCAAUCUUUUUUCUACUUCAUUCAAAAAAAGGGAAAUCUGAAUUGAAUGAUGCCUGCUUAAGACGGGAACAAAUUCCAUCCUAAUAAAAGUAUUUAAUAUGUUAAAAAGGCAAUGGGUCUUAAGCUCUAGAGGCCCCUAAAUUCCAAAAUGCUCCUCUGAGGAUCCCAUCCAAAAUCAUUAUUAAGGACUUAAGAAGUCACAAUACCAAAUUUAUAAAAGUUGCACAUAAACACAUGGAACUGAAAAGAUGUCUUGGCUCAGGUAAAACCCUGUACCUAUAAUUUAGGGAAAUUACCAGUCUCACCCAGUGCUUCAGAAACUUUUCAGUCACAAACUGGCAUGUGUUAAAACUUGACCCAGAAAGAUUUUUAAGAUGACCAAAGUUCUCCUAGGAUUUUUUUUUUGUCCAGCUAUCUGCUGGAACCCCAAUCUUCAUUGGGUCCAGCCUGCUAGAGGCCACUCUUCUGCUGUGCUGGAAUGCAGUGGUGUUAAAGGAGAAACUCUCUUGCUUUCCGUCUUCCAUCACGAAUCACAGCUGCACCUGGCU
Messenger RNA from Zootoca vivipara (common lizard), 4139 nucleotides. It is a transcript of the gene JPH3, whose product is annotated as junctophilin 3. Lineage: Eukaryota; Metazoa; Chordata; Lepidosauria; Squamata; Lacertidae. Gene Ontology annotation, biological process: regulation of synaptic plasticity. Gene Ontology annotation, cellular component: junctional membrane complex; endoplasmic reticulum membrane; plasma membrane. The record is from RefSeq and is a predicted model, not a curated record.